AUGGCAGAAGGUCUUAUCUCCUUGAGACAACAAAGAGAUGAUUUGGAGGAAACAAUAGAGGAUAUAGCACAUGAUUACUUAAGUGAGUUGGUGGAAAGGUGUUUGGUUCAAGUAGGAAGAAGUGGUUCAACUGGGACAAUUAAAGGUUGUCGAAUCCAUGAUCUUGUAAGAGACAUGUGUUUGUUAAAGGCAAAAGAGGAAAGCUUUUUCCAGAUUAAAUGUUCUUUGCAAGAAAAUACUUCUUCUGUGGCAGCCGAGGCAACACAAUUGAGGAAAAUUCGAAGACUUGCAAUUUACUUGGAUGAUGAGAACGCAUAUAGGUUGGUUUCUUCAAGAGAUGAAACAAAUGGGCAUGUAAGGUCUCUAUUAUUCUUUGGCCCAAGAGAAUGGAUGCCAAAAAGUGAAAAAGUAUUAUUAUCUCCGUUGACGAAUUUCAAAGUGCUCAGAGUUUUGAAGGUUGAACGUCUUUGGGAAAGAGAAGUUGAGUUGCCAAGUGAAAUUGGAAAUAUGGUACACUUAAGGUUUCUAAGUGUGAGGUUCAGCCAAAUAAAAACGUUUCCGCGAUCCCUAGGUAAUUUAGUAUGCUUGCAAACUCUUGAUUUUCGUGUUUGGUAUGGCGACAUGGUCAUCCCAAAUGUGAUAAUGAAGAUGAAACAAUUAAGACAUUUAUAUUUACCCAGGGAGUACAGAGCAAAUGGUAAGCUGAAGCUGUCUACUCUUGGCCAUCUACAUACCUUAGAUAGCCUUUCAACUGGGUAUUGUGAUUUGAAAGAUGUUGGUAGAUUAACCAAUCUUAGAAAACUGAAAAUAAGAGUGUCAAACUCUUUGCAAAAUCUGGAAGAAAUCUUAAAAUCUACAGGCAGCACGCUUAACCGUAUCCGGUCUCUAAUUGUGUUUGUGGACAACAAUAGCAGUGAAGGGCAAGCUAUGCAAAUAGUAUCAAGUUGUCGGGGUAUAUACAAAUUGAGGUUGGAAGGGCCAAUCGCAGAAUUACUGAAAGAGCUCCACAACUAUCCAAACCUCACCAAAGUGGAGAGUAGAGGAAGGAGCCAUGCCUCGUCUCUGUCGAUUGAGGACGCUUCCAUAUGGGCUAAGAUAUCUUACUAA
Prunus avium (sweet cherry) is the source of this 1107-nucleotide messenger RNA. The record is from RefSeq and is a predicted model, not a curated record. NCBI's taxonomy places the organism in Eukaryota, Viridiplantae, Streptophyta, Magnoliopsida, Rosales, Rosaceae.